Molecule: messenger RNA, 1013 nt
Organism: Mya arenaria
Lineage: Eukaryota; Metazoa; Mollusca; Bivalvia; Myida; Myidae
Product: heavy metal-binding protein HIP-like
Exons: 2
Coding region: 33-788 (251 amino acids)
Molecular function (GO): protein binding
Source: RefSeq, a predicted model, not a curated record
UACUUCAGUUAUUGUUACUGGUCAGCGUGACCAUGGCUUCCGAGCCAUCGUGUCCAGCAUGCUCCAAAUACGACUACGAGGAAAAGGUGCUCGAGAGAAUGAUCCGUAUGGAGUUCGCUUUUGAGAAAGUAUUAAAGGACAACAAGGCAGUGAGCGAAACUGUUGAGGAGGACCUAACGCGGAUCAAGGAAGAAAACGAACGUUUACAUGCGACCGUUGAUGCCCUUAACGAUCAACAGGAGCAAGCAGAACGCAGACUGGUUUCGCUCAUGGAGGAAGUUGAGAGAAACCAGUCCAGCACACUGGAGAAGAUAGUUUCCGAUUCUAACACUACAUUAGAACAAACUAUUGCCGCCUUCAAUGAUAUGAAAGACCAAACCGCUACUCCACUGGUGUUCUUCAACGCUCACUUUCCACAGACCACCAGCCUGUCUACAGGUGAGGUGAUAGUGUACAAGACAGUGGAGUCCAACCAGGGAAGCGGCUACAGCGUCACCACGGGCAAGUUCACCGCUCCAGAACGGGGUCUCUACUUGUUCUUCAUGCACACUUGUACAUCAUUAACUAAAUAUUCUUAUCUCCAGAUAGUGAAGGACGGGUCAGUCCUCAUUAAAAGUGUACAGUAUGACAAGGACGCUUCUACCUGUUCUAGUAGUCAGGUGUUUGUUCAGCUUGAUGUAGGCGAAACUGUCUGGGUACAAUGUUCCAGUGGGAGCUCAAGCAGACAACUGAAUGAGAAUAGUUCGUACCGUUGGACCAGUUUUGGUGGUGCUCUCAUUCACAACUGAAGAGCUUAUUUUAUUGCACAUAACAAGCCAGAAGGAAAAUAUUAUCAUUACGCGAGUUACUUUUGUUAUAAUUUACAGUUUGUUAAACAUUGUUAAAUAUCGUAUGUGGACACCGCACGUAUGCUAUGUCAUGCAUUUACAACUGAGAUAACAUAUGUUAAAAUUAAAUUAUGGUUUGCAUUAUAACAUUGAGAGCUUUAUUCGCAUGUUGCAUGUUUUGCCGAC